This is a messenger RNA of Symbiodinium necroappetens, 222 nucleotides long. Lineage: Eukaryota; Dinophyceae; Suessiales; Symbiodiniaceae. The record is from the annotation of a GenBank genome assembly.
AUGCUGGAGCUGUCUGGGCCUGCUCAGAGCCUCGUGGUGGCUCUAGGGGUGACGUGGUGCGCCUUCAUCGCCCUGCUGUUGUUGGACUACCUGGCCGACCUGGAGUGCACGGGAGAGCGCUUCGACCGGGCCUUGCGGCAGAUGGUAGCCCCCAUCUCGGUGUUCAUCGGAUUCGGCUGGAAGGGUGCCUUUGCCGCGGCGGGCACCACGCUGGUGCAGGAU